CCCCCUCGACCACAUCUUGAUUCUCCUCUGAAGACUUUCUCAGGGGGUUGUGACCAACAUUUAUUAUUAGCCUCUGUCUCAGCUCUCCCUUUCUCACCCUCUCUAUUUGUCCUCCUCCUCCUGUCAUCUCAUUUCUGUCUGUCACUUUCUGUUUUUGACUUGUACUUCAGCUUUCUUGUUUGAUGGUGUUUGAUUUUUACUUUCCUUUAUUCCUCUUAAGGUAUUCUUUCUUCUCUCGGUUUUGUGGCUAGACUGUAGACUGCAGUUGUGUCUCUCCUUCGCUUCUGGUUUCCGCUGACAACACUGCAGGCUAUUUUUUACUUUGUCACAACUCCGUGUCCUCUAGUUUUUCUGUUCCAUUGCUUUAAAAUUGUAUUGUCCCAUCCUCCUUGUGGUCUAGUUUUUCUGCUGCUGCUACUUCACCUGCCUCUCUUUCCUCCACCUUACUACAACCUCUCUCCAUCCUCUUCUCUUCCACUCAAGCUCUUCCCAUCUCUGAGUUGCUCUGCACUUCAGCGUAAUGGGAAAGACUGAGCUGUACUCUCUCUAUAAGGGUUUUCUGGACUGUAUUUGCCUCUGCCUCUCUCGGAGCGGCGAUGAAGCUGCAGGCGAUAAUGAGAGGGACACUGAGAAUGGCCACCUGAUCUACAAAAGUGGGGACGUCCUGGAAGACAGAUAUGAGAUAGUCGACACUUUAGGUGAGGGAACUUUUGGGAAGGUGGUACAAUGUUUGGACCACAGCAGAGGAGGAAGUCGAAUUGCUCUGAAGAUCAUUAAGAACUUGGAGAAAUACAGAGAAGCAGCCAAACUUGAAAUCAAUGUGCUGGAGAAGAUCAGCGAGAGAGAUCCAGACAACAAACAUCGCUGUGUACAGAUGCUGGACUGGUUUAACUACUAUGGCCACAUGUGCAUCUCUUUUGAGCUGCUGUCUCUCAGCACCUUUGACUUCUUGAAAGCAAACAACUUCCUGCCCUAUCCCAUUAACCAGAUCCGACACAUGGCCCACCAGAUCUGCCACGCUGUCAGCUUUCUCCAUGACAACAAGCUGACUCACACCGACCUGAAGCCUGAGAACAUCCUCUUUGUCAACUCAGACUACUCCCUCAUAUACAACGCUGAGAAGAAGUGCAAUGAGAGAAGAGUAAAUGACACCACAGUGAGGCUCGUUGACUUUGGCAGCGCCACCUUUGACCACGAACACCACUCUGCCGUCAUCUCUACACGUCACUACCGAGCUCCGGAGGUCAUACUGGAGUUGGGUUGGAGUCACCCCUGUGAUGUGUGGAGUAUCGGUUGCAUCCUGUUUGAAUACUACGAAGGCUUCACACUGUACCAGGUCACAUGUGUGUUUGUACUGACUCAUGACAAUAGGGAGCAUCUUGCCAUGAUGGAGAGAAUACAGGGACCAAUUCCUCAGAGAAUGAUUCAGAGGAGCAGAAAGCAGAAGUACUUCCACCGUGGGUGUCUCAACUGGAAUGAGUGCUCCAAGGCCGGACGCUACGUGAAAGCCAAGUGCAAACCAUUAAGGAAGUACUUGUUAUCACACGGGACAGAGCACCACCAGUUUUUUAAUCUUUUGGAGAGGAUGCUGGAGUACGAGCCCUCAAAACGCAUCUCUCUUUCCUCUGCUCUAUGUCACCCCUUCUUCCUGCCCCUCCAUCAUCAAGUAACCAGUCAAGUCUGGAGGAACAGCUGUGAUAUGAGCAGAUAACUCUGAAUAGCCACUUGACCUCAUGAGGACCGUACCAGUGUGUUUGCAAGUUUUAGUUUCUCAGCUACGAAUCAUCUAUACUUUACAUUACAUUUCAAUCAGGAGAGACAACUUGAAAGAAGGGCUUAAAGUGUUAUUAAGAAAUACAUGUAUAUGAUACAUGUAUUGCGCACAAUAGGAAAAGCUGAACAAAUACUGUAUGUGAGGAGUAUUUGGCAGUUAGACCCCAUUUUAUGGGGGUAAUCAGGAAUAUUGCCCCAAUGGGUAAUGUUAGCUGAACAGCUAAGAAAUACAUAGCUGGCUGGCAACAAAAAACACGUAUUCAAAAUCGCUAAUCGCUAAUCACUAUACUAGCAGCAUGUACUGAUUUGGCCAAAAUGUAGCGUGCAGUAUGCAAACAAAAGCAAAAUCUGCAGUAUGCCAAAAAUACCCGGAUGUCGUACUGAUUCGGAAAAACCUCACAUAUUGGGUCCCACAAUGCAAAGCGCUGGAAUAGACACAACAACCGGUCAUUAUUGAAAUGGUGGACAGCAACAGGAGGAAUAUAACUGCUCUGUCCCUAAUAACAAAAAUAUAACUCAACGUUAUUAUGUAUGUCGUGUUGUUUUCUUAUCGACAGCUCACUAAGGUUAACAUUGCUCUCUUCGAGAUAUCAAACGUUAGCUUAGCAGGCUUAACUUAAACGUUAUGGCUUUGUUAUGGGUAGUAGGACAAAUGUAGCAAUACGUUCGUUACAGGUCAUUACAGACACAACUGUGAAUUGUUCUCCUUACACAAGAUUAAAUUAGAAAAAAAUUUUGUGGUAUACUUACAUUUAUAUUCCUCCUCCUUUACAUUAAUGUUUACUUCCGCUUUCCAAAACCAAAACUGGCUAAGCCUGGCCUACCAUACUGCAUGGUUUGCAAAAUGGUUAGCUGGUUAUAUAAAUAUACGUGAAUGGGAGUAAAAGAGCUAAAACAUGCAAAACCACUGGGUAUUGUCUUUUAAAGACUGAUCUUCACAUGCACAUAGAUCAAGUCUGCUUCAAAAUGCUAAAAGAAAUCUCUAAAAUUUAGAGGUAAUAGAUACAAAAGCUUAAGGUAUAUGAUCCUUUAAAAAGUAUCUUUUUAGUUUUAUGCUCUCAGUCACUUGAUAACAAUAAUUUGUGUUUUUUGUAAUCCAUUUUGUAUAGAAUUAUUUCUUUAGUUGUUGUAAUAAAUUCAGUUCUUCUGUU
This is a messenger RNA of Siniperca chuatsi (mandarin fish), 2924 nucleotides long. RefSeq names its product CDC-like kinase 2b (gene clk2b). The record is from RefSeq and is a predicted model, not a curated record. Bases 521 to 1711 code for a protein of 396 amino acids. Gene Ontology annotation, cellular component: nucleus. Gene Ontology annotation, molecular function: ATP binding; protein tyrosine kinase activity. Gene Ontology annotation, biological process: protein phosphorylation; regulation of RNA splicing. The transcript is spliced from 11 exons. NCBI's taxonomy places the organism in Eukaryota, Metazoa, Chordata, Actinopteri, Centrarchiformes, Sinipercidae.